AUGACGACGACCCUCGCCUCCAGCGACGGCGAUGUUCCUCCACCGUGGUCAAUUAUAGUAGCACGCGGCGACGACGAUGCUCCUCCACCGCGGUCCGCCUCCACAAUUGUAGCAGCACGAGCCAACCGUGUACUCAAGAUCGACGGGUAUUCCAGCACAUUGAAAGCCAGAACGCUCAGAUCUUUUUCCUUCAGUGCAGGAGGCCAUACCUGGCACAUCAACUAUCGUUGCACGGGAAGCAGCGACAACAGCAGCACCGACGACGACGACUACAUCUCCUUCUACCUUGCUCUCGAAGACGAGGUCGACGAGCCUGUGAUGGGGCAGGUUACGUUUAGCCUACUCGACCAGAACGGCAAGCCAGUGCCGUCGCGCACCCGUACCACCCGUCUGUUUAGCUUCUCACUUAGUGACUCCUUUGGCUUCCAAAAUUUCAUUAGAAGGAAAGAUCUAGAGCAAUCGGGAUAUCUCAAAGACGACCGCUUCGCCAUCAGUGUCCAUCUGGUUAUCACCAAGGGGUCGCCUUCCGUCAAGGUACCACCAUCAAAUUUGCACUGUCAUUACGGUGAUCUCCUCUCAAGUAAACAGGGCACCGACGUUGAGUUCAUUGUCAGCGGUGGUGAGAGAUUCACGGCACACCGGUUAGUGCUUGCGGCACGGUCACCGGUCUUCAAGGCGGAGCUCUUCGGGCUGAUGAAGGAAGGCACCACGACAGAUGCUAUACAGAUUGAUGAUAUGGACGCACAAGUGUUUGAGGCUCUACUUAUCUUUAUUUACACAGACACGUUGCCAAAGAUAGACGACGAGGAAGACGAGGCAGCAAUGGCUCAACAUCUGCUCGUCGCAUCCGAUAUGUAUGGACUGCAGAGGCUGAUGUUGAUCUGCGAAGAUAGAUUGUGCAACCAUAUCAAUGCAGACUCCGUGGCAACCAUGUUGGUUUUGGCCGAGAAGCACCACUGCGUACGUCUUAAGGAGGUGUGCUUUGAGUUCCUCAGCGCCUCAACGGCUCUAGUCGAGUUCACGGAAUCAAGUGACUUUCUGUAUUUUAUACAGAGCUGUCCUAGUGUUUUCAAGGAUCUGAUUUACAAUGUCGUCGCCGCUCAUGGAAAAUGA
This is a messenger RNA of Sorghum bicolor (sorghum), 1113 nucleotides long. RefSeq names its product BTB/POZ and MATH domain-containing protein 1. Gene Ontology annotation, biological process: protein ubiquitination. The record is from RefSeq and is a predicted model, not a curated record. Gene Ontology annotation, molecular function: protein binding. Bases 1 to 1113 code for a protein of 370 amino acids. The transcript has a single exon. NCBI's taxonomy places the organism in Eukaryota, Viridiplantae, Streptophyta, Magnoliopsida, Poales, Poaceae.